Molecule: messenger RNA, 124 nt
Organism: Entrophospora candida
Lineage: Eukaryota; Fungi; Glomeromycota; Glomeromycetes; Entrophosporales; Entrophosporaceae
Source: the annotation of a GenBank genome assembly
UCCUAAGUUUUUCUAUUUCAUGAUUGAUUCUUUUUCUGGAAAAACUUCUACCGGUAUAAUUGAUUUCAGUGAUAUGUUGCCGAGUUGGCAAUCUUCAAUAGUUUAUAUUAAUUGUAUUGAUUGA